Molecule: messenger RNA, 243 nt
Organism: Protopolystoma xenopodis
Lineage: Eukaryota; Metazoa; Platyhelminthes; Monogenea; Polystomatidea; Polystomatidae
Source: the annotation of a GenBank genome assembly
AUGCUGCUCAGAUUAGUCAAAUUUACCAGUGAGGAGCGACUUCGUAGAGUCUUUAAUCUCUUCGACACGGACAACUCAGGUCGAAUCGAGCUGGAUGAAUUGAAAACAAUUUUCACCCAGCUCGGCCGUGGAGACAACGACGAUCUGAUUAAAGGCAUUCUCGCGCUAAAUGGCAUCUCCCCGGACGGCGGAAUCUCAUUUGAAGACUUUAUCUACCUGUUCUCGAACCCUUCACUGGUGUAG